This is a messenger RNA of Recurvomyces mirabilis, 4818 nucleotides long. RefSeq names its product Negative regulator of mitotic exit (gene KEL2). Gene Ontology annotation, cellular component: cell cortex of cell tip. The record is from RefSeq and is a predicted model, not a curated record. Bases 1 to 4818 code for a protein of 1605 amino acids. NCBI's taxonomy places the organism in Eukaryota, Fungi, Ascomycota, Dothideomycetes, Mycosphaerellales, Teratosphaeriaceae. Gene Ontology annotation, molecular function: protein binding. Gene Ontology annotation, biological process: regulation of cell shape. The transcript is spliced from 2 exons.
AUGUCUUUUCUCUUCAAGAGCUCGAAGAAAGGCAAUGCCAUACCCAAUGGACUUCCACCCGCCACGCGCGACAUCAAGUCCUCGGAUGGACCACAGUCCCAGAUCCCUACGCUGAAUGGCGUAAUGAAUGGCUCGAAACCGGGCUCACCCACGCCGCAUCAGCAAGGAAGUGUAAAUACUAGUUUGAAUAGUGUGGCGGGUGAUGGGAGGAGUAGCAGUGCGCCGCCGCAGGAGGAAUUGGCCCGGAGACAGUUGAUGCGCACACAGCAGGAAGGUAUGGGCGGGCCACCGAGAGGGGCGCCGAGUCCAGAGCAGAAGAUGCUGAGGGAGAAUAGUCGGGAACCGCCACAGCAGCAUCGUGGUGCUGUCCAGCCUCCACAGCGCACACCGUCGGUCGAUCCUUCCCCAUAUCCGUGGUCACAACGACGACUCAACUUCACCGUAUCCCACACCAACCCAUUUCCACGAUACGGAGCGGCGGUGAAUGCUACAUCGAGUAAGGACGGGAGCAUAUACCUCAUGGGCGGCUUGAUCAAUGGUAGUACCGUGAAAGGCGACUUGUGGAUGGUAGAAGCAGGAGCACCCAAUACGCCAAGCAACGAAGCACAGAUGACAUGUUUCCCUGUUGCAACGACAAGCGAAGGUCCAGGACCGAGGGUGGGCCAUUCGAGUCUGCUUGUGGGUAAUGCUUUCAUCGUGUUCGGUGGUGACACCAAAAUGGAUGACGGAGACCAGCUGGACGACACCCUAUACUUGCUCAACACGUCUACGAAGCAGUGGUCGAGAGCACUACCAGCUGGACCGCGACCGCCAGGAAGGUACGGCCAUACUCUGAACAUUCUGGGAAGUAAGAUAUAUAUUUUCGGCGGUCAAGUCGAAGGAUACUUCUUCAACGAUCUGGUAGCAUUCGACUUGAACGCGCUACAGCAGGCGACGAACCGAUGGGAGAUUCUGAUCCAGAACACCAUCGAUGGCGGACCACCUCAUGGACAGAUCCCACCAGCACGUACGAAUCAUUCAAUGAUCAGCUGGAACGAUAAGCUGUACUUGUUUGGCGGUACAGAUGGUGUGAAUUGGUACAACGACGUCUGGUCAUAUUCGCCACACACCAAUUCCUGGACACAACUGGAUUGUAUAGGCUAUAUCCCGAGUCCACGAGAAGGUCAUGCGGCGGCGCUUGUAGGAGACGUCAUGUACAUCUUCGGUGGCAGAACAGAAGAAGGCAAUGAUCUUGGUGAUCUUGCAGCUUUCCGCAUCACAAGUCGGAGAUGGUACACAUUCCAGAAUAUGGGUCCAUCGCCCAGUCCUCGAUCUGGUCACAGCAUGACUACUGUCGGCAAGUCGAUUGUGAUCUUGGCGGGAGAGCCAAGCAGUGCACCAAGAGACCCUGUGGAGCUAGGUAUGGCGUACUACUUGGACACUGCCAAGAUCAGAUAUCCUCCGGACUCGGCAUCGCAGACCCCUGUCAACGAUAGGAUACAGGGUACACGCAGGCCAAGUGGCGAGAAGGGUGGUGUGCCUGUAGGCGUCAAUGCUAGGAAUGUGGCACAACCACAAUCGCCACCACCUGUCGAGAUCAUGGACAGGCAACGCAUGAACUCUGGCGACUCCUUCAACUCGAGAGGAGGGUCUAUGUCCAAGCUUCCGCGCAUAACUUCGCCGACUCAAGCACCGAGCCCGGCACCUACUGGACCGCCGCCACAAGCACCAGGACAGCAAGCUAUGAAGACGAAUGGAGUUGUCGCUGCACGACAGCCAAGUAGACCUCUUGACCGAGCAUUAAGCCCGAGCAAUGAUGCCGAGCGCGCACACAGGUUCGAGAGUAACACGUUCAUGUCACCACAAGGAGCGCGAGACUCUCCUGGCGUGCGCUCGCCCAUCGAGGCGCGUGCACCGCUGAGUCCAGGCUUUCCGCCUGAGCAGUUCUUCGAAAAUGAAAGGGUCGAGCAACAGCCUGCUCGGUACAAGCCUGAGACUUAUCAGCCAUCACAAGAUCAGUCCGCUGCAGGUUUGAGCAGGCAGUCUUCGAGGAAUCAGCGUGGCAAAGUCUCUUCUGAGAUGGAUCGCGUUAUUGAUUCCGACACGCCACGACAGUCGCUUACUGAAGUACCUGAGCAGCUUCCCAAGGUGCGCGAAGUGGAUGAAGACGAGAAGGAGGAGAAAGAGGUCCCUCAGGACUCGGGUAUUGGAAGCAGUCCUGCUUUUAUCCAGCAGCAUGAUGAGCUGGUCAGAGAACUCGAAGCGGUCAAGCAGAAGAAUGCUUGGUUCGCAUCCGAGCUAGCCCUAGCGCGCAAGUCUGGAUACAGUGGUCGGGCCUCAGCGGACACGCCUGUCCUGGACGAAAGGGCACCAGCUGAGCUGUUUCAGGAGGAAGACAAGCCGCUAAUCGAAGCUCUUCUCAAGAUGCGCUCUGAGCUUGCUAGGGUGCAGGAGACGAUUGAUCAGCAGGCUCGUGGAGCUGCCGAGCGGAUCGCGGCUGUCGAGAAGCAACGUGAUAAUGCUAUCAACGAAGCCGUCUUCGCCAGAACCCGCUUAGCUGGCCAGCACGUGGAUGGGGCUGGCGCGCGUGGUACGCCAGAUCAGGAACGCCACAGUGAGAUGCAGAAGAGACUUGCUUCGUCCUUGAACGCACAGGGCAACCUGUCUCGGCGAAUCGAGAACUUGAUGAAGGAAGUGGAGUCAGAGAAGCAGACUCGGGGUCUUGCUGAGGAGACUGCAGAUGCCGCUCACAGGCGUGUGACGGAGCUGGAGUCGCAUCGCCAGGCAUACUCUUCUGAGCUGGAUGGUCUGCGGGCCCAGCUGCACGAUACGCAGACGCAGCAUCGCGAUCUUCUGGCGACACACUCCGAGAUCUCAUCGCAGCAUCAGAUGCUCACUCUGGACAAGGACGAGCUGAGCAAUCAGCUUAGCUCUUUGCGAUCCGAGAGCGAUGGGCAUACUAGGAUUCUCAGCAGCCUGCGUGAAGCUGUGACGGCAUCGACGUCGAAGGCAGAAGUGCUGGAGCGCAAGCUGGAUGAGGAACGCGGCGGUCGUGACUCCUUGGAGCAGAAGCUCAGACAGCUCAAGAACGACCACGAAGAGCGGACGGCAGAGCUUGAGACGACUACUCGCAGGCUACGUGAUGCCGAAGAGCUCAGUGAGCGCCAUGCUCAUGAAGCCAAGACACAUCGCGAGGUUGUCAUGGCUGGUUUCGGCAAGGUCUCUGAUCGUGGUGGUGUCACUUCUGGAUCUGACGAGCGUGUUGUCAUCCUACAACAGCGCGUGUCUGAGGCGAACGAAAUGGUGCGCCAGAAUCAAGCAGCCGCUGAUGCGGCAUCGCAGAAGUUGCGAUCUGCUGAGGAGCGCAUCGCUGGGCUCGAGGCAUAUCAGGAGCAGGCUAGUCGCGAGGGUCUGUCUAUCCGGAAGCAGCUCCAGGUUGCGAUGAAGGACAAGCAAGCUAUGGAGAGUGAGAGGAAGGAUCUGGAAGUUCGCAUGCAGCGAGAUGCAUUGGAGGCUAAUGCCUUGUCGGUGCAGCAUUCCAGCUUGAAGGACAUCCUCGCCGAACGAGGCAUCAAUGCCGCAGAAGCUAGGAGGAGCCGUGCUCUCGACUCGCCUAACAGCCUCGCUCGGUUCUCGACGCCCGACCUCCAUCGUGUCAAGGAGCUGGAACAACAGCUCGAGGCUAGUCUCCGCAGCCAUGACGAUAUGAAGACUCAGUUCGAAGAAGUCAACGAACGCGAUGAGAAGAUGAAGCGCGAGUAUGAGGACAAACUGACCGCACUCGAUAACGAUCAUCAGGCCGCUGUCAAGUAUCUCCGUGGUACGGAGAAGAUGCUGAGUAAGAUGAAGCAGGAGCUGCAGCGGGUCAAGAACGAGAACGGCGAAAUGAAGAAGAAGCUCGAAAAGGCCAAGGAGGAAGGCGGGAGUGCAAGAGGGUCUCCGGAUGUUGCCGAGGCAGCAAAGGGCUGGGAGCAGGAGAGAGAGAAACUCAUGUCUGAUCACACCGGUCUGAAGAACAGUGUUACUGAUAUGGAGGGCCGGAUCAACACGAUGCAACAGCAGUUGCAGACUUCGCAUUCAGAGCUCGAGCAGACGAAGAAUGCGCAUGCAACCAGCCAUGCGGAUCUGAUGACCUUGCAAUCUACGCAUCAGCAGACGAGGGGCGAUAUCGAGCACCUGCAGAAGGAGAACUCGAUGCUAGAAGAGCGGGCGCGAGAUGCUGAGAACAAGGUCCAACUGCUACUCGAUCAGGUCGAGCACAGUGUUGACAACUACCGUCGGCAGUCGAGGAUAGGUGGCGAGGCGCCUACGCUUGCGAACGGGACAAGCUUCCACUCCCGCAACUUGAGUGGAGGCAGCCAGGCUACUACCACUAACAUUGACAGUACCACCGGCCUCGGCGGCGGCGUAGGAGGACAUUCUCGCAACCUCUCCGCUGGUGGCGAGAGCACAUACAGUCAAGAAACCAGUGUGGCAGGAGGCGAAGAUGGCCGCAAUUCCCUCGCUCUCGACAGCUUGGCGUCUGAACUUGACGCUCUGCGCUCGCACUGGGAGACGACGAAUAAGAAUUACCGACUCUCGGAUAAAUUCGACUUUGAGACUUCGAGGACGGCGACGGCGGCUUCGAAUAGUCAUCCGAAUAUUAGUGCUGCGGGGGGGUUGGCGGGCUGGAGAGCGGGUCUCGCGGCUGAGCAUGAGGGGGAGGUGGAUGGGGAGCAGAGUAGGCCGACGACUGGUACAAGUACGAUCAAGGGCGAGGACGAGGUUGGUGGGCAUGUGAGUGGUGGUGAGCAUGGACAGCAGCAGCAGCAGCAGCAGCAUGCUGGUGGGGCGCACUGA